Molecule: messenger RNA, 321 nt
Organism: Didymodactylos carnosus
Lineage: Eukaryota; Metazoa; Rotifera; Eurotatoria; Philodinida; Philodinidae
Source: the annotation of a GenBank genome assembly
AUGAUUCAUGACGAAAACCAAUAUUUACUAGUGCGUCAACACCUACUUGCUCAACCUACCACCAGUGAACAUGCUCGAGCAUCAAGAAUAGCCAGUCAAAUGGAUCGUAAUAAUCGCACAUCAACCACGGAUCCAUUAAUACAACCGAAAUUACUAAAAGCACAACAGAAGAAAAAUUUAUCAGCUCUUAUACUUAUUCAUUACACUCAUGAACAACGUUUCGCAUACUACAAAUCAAAUACAUCAAACAUGGGACAAUAUAUUCCUACAUACAUCAGUGUUGGACAGUCAAUUGACAGUUGGAACUCGAAACAGACCUAA